CGGAUGCGCGGUGUCCCCGCCUCCCUCCGCUGUUUCCACUUCCUGACAGCGAGGUCACCUGAAAUAAAUAGUUGGCCUCGAUCACUGCUCCGUCCUGUAGGCGGUGUCCGCGACGAACACGGACUGAGAGCAGAGGGCGACGAGCUGGCUGUAAGAUAUUCUGUCCCAUCAAGUGAUCCUGCUCAGCAGCUUCCAUCAUGUGCGAUCUCACACGAGACAGCAAUUUGGAGACGGAUAACAUGGCUGAUUUUUCCCUGAUGAACAGUCGCCUGGACUCCUUCCAUGGCUCCAGCCUGGCCUUGCAGGUGCCGGCAGAUAAACUGGCCCGGGCCGGCUUCUUCUUCACCGGCCAUGCCGAUCGUGUCUGCUGUUUCAGCUGUGGGAAAACUGUGGAAAACUGGCACAGUGGAGACAAACCUGUUGAAAGGCAUAAAGAGGUUUCCCCGUUGUGCCGGUUUCUCUGCUUCGCCCACCGCACCCGUUUUAACCCAAGUUCUGAUUCCACAAAUGGUCCCAUCAUAAGUGACGAAGCAGAAGACCUGGGAUAUCAGUUGAGAACAGGAGCGGUGGUUGAUGAGUCCACCUACCCUAUGGCUCCUCACAUGAGGAGCGAGGAGGCCCGGCUUCAGACCUUCUCUUCUUGGCCAUCUGCGGCACCCGUGAGAGCCCAGGAUCUGGCCCAAGCCGGCCUCUACUACCUGGGGGAGAGUGACCGGGUGCAGUGUUUCUGCUGUGGUGGCAUGCUGGGUGGCUGGGAAGCAGGGGACACCGCCUGGGGAGAACAUACCAAACACUUUCCCUACUGCUUCUUCAUCCUUGGGCACGACGUGGGCAACAUCCCAUUCCAGGGGGGUACUGAGGAAGAGGAGUGCGGCAGUAGAAACCACCAUAACACUCAGGGCCUUAUGGACAGUUUUGAGGAGAGGCUCGGGAGUUUUGCAGGUGUCCAGCACCCAAUUGAUCACGAGAGACUGGCCAGAGCUGGCUUGUACAGCACAGGGUCAAGAGACGGGGUGUUGUGUUUCCGCUGUGGUGGAGGUUUGAAAGGUUGGCAGCCUGAGGAAGACCCUUGGGAAGAGCAUGCCAAACACUACCCUGGAUGCAGCUUCGUGUUAGCAGAAAAGGGAGCGGAAUUUGUUAACAGCAUCCAGCUGCAAGACCCACGACGAAAUAGAGCUACUUCAAGUCAUCAGAAUGGAUUUUCUGGAAAUACAAAAGAGGUGCUGCGCUCUCAUGUGGCUCAGAAGGCGAUCGAGAUGGGCCUGAGUCCCUGUGUGGUGGAAAAGACCAUCUUGGAGAAGAUCAGUAGGACGGGCUCAGGCUACUGUAGCCUCGAAGCACUCAUGGAGGAUUGCAUCAACAGCAGCCCAGAGAGUGAUGCUGCCAAACAAGAUGAGGACCCACUGGAGAAACUUAUGAAGCUGCAGAGGGAAAAGCAGUGCAAAAUAUGUAUGGACAGAGACAUUUCCAUUGUCUUCAUCCCGUGCGGUCAUCUGGUCACUUGCGAGCAGUGUUCAAAGUCGCUCAUCAAGUGUCCAAUCUGCUGCGGGGCCAUAUCGCAGAAGCUCAAGACCUACAUCUCUUAAGGGAAUUACAGACUCUUGCUGACUCCAAUGCUGCUUCCUCACUAUCUUUAUAAUAUUGUAUUUUAAUAUCAAAUGUAGAUAGCCUGUAAUAUAUUUAAGGACCAUACUGUCUGUAUGAGUAUGAGAAUAAAAGAGAAAUGAUAUUUUGACAAUCAGGUGGUAAAUAGCUAUUAAUAUUGAGAUGAGAUAUUAGAUAGUCAAUGUUGAUUUUAUGUAAUGAUCACUGACACCUGUAAAUACAUUUAUUCCCAUUUUACAAUGCUCUUUUAUGCCAGGGGUGCCUUUCUCUAGGUUUAUGUACUUGUGUCUCAUUUUGUCAUAUUAUUUUAUAGGCUGUAAUGUCGGUUUCAUUUCAGUUUCAUACACCUGCGUGCCCUGCUCAUUUAUUUAGUCUGCUGUACUUAACCUUUAAGUAAGAGUUUCAUCAACGUUUGCUGCUCCGAGUGGACUUAUAAUGGUAGAUUUUUAAAUCUAUCAGGACUUUACUUUGUAAUUGACAAAAUCAAUUUGAGUUGUGGGGCUGCGAUUUUUUUAGUGUGGUGUGAAAUCAAAUUCUUUUACCAUUCCAUCAUCCAAUCUGUUGUCACCAAGAUUGAAUAAAUUUGAAUAAUUGGA
Messenger RNA from Scophthalmus maximus (turbot), 2201 nucleotides. RefSeq names its product X-linked inhibitor of apoptosis (gene xiap). NCBI's taxonomy places the organism in Eukaryota, Metazoa, Chordata, Actinopteri, Pleuronectiformes, Scophthalmidae. The transcript has 8 exons. The coding region runs from base 198 to 1586 and encodes 462 amino acids. Gene Ontology annotation, biological process: negative regulation of apoptotic process; regulation of cell cycle; positive regulation of protein ubiquitination. The record is from RefSeq and is a predicted model, not a curated record. Gene Ontology annotation, cellular component: nucleus; cytoplasm. Gene Ontology annotation, molecular function: ubiquitin protein ligase activity; cysteine-type endopeptidase inhibitor activity involved in apoptotic process.